CAGAGUCGAGCUGAAGAAGUAUUCAGUCUUUUCUUUUCGAGCCUGAACCAAAAGAAUAAUCAAGAGCCAACAUGGUUGAGUGGAGUGACCAGGAGCGCAGCAUCAUCAAUGGCAUCUUUGCCAACCUGGACUACGAAGACGUCGGCGCCAAGGCUCUGUGCAGGUGCCUGAUCGUCUACCCCUGGACUCAGAGGUAUUUCGGCUCCUUCGGCAACCUGUACAACGCCGAGGCCAUCAAGACCAACCCGAACAUCGCAGCCCACGGAGUGAAGAUCCUGCACGGUCUGGACCGGGCCGUGAAGAACAUGGACAACAUCAAGGCCACCUACGCCGAGCUGAGCGUCCUGCACUCCGAGAAGCUGCACGUGGACCCCGACAACUUCAAGCUCCUGUCUGACUGCCUGACCAUCGUCAUCGCCUCAAGGUUGGGCUCCAACUUCACCCCUGAGACUCAGGCCACCUGGCAGAAGUUCCUGGCCGUGGUGGUGUCCGCUCUUGGAAAGCAGUACCACUAGAUCCUGCGCAUCUGGUCAUCAGAGGGAGAUCUAACGUCUCUUUACAUCUGUUAUGUGUCUCCUCAGUGAAGAAAAUUCAAUAAAAGCCCACUGAAGCAAAAAUGAA
Stegastes partitus (bicolor damselfish) is the source of this 621-nucleotide messenger RNA. It is a transcript of the gene hbbe2, whose product is annotated as hemoglobin beta embryonic-2. The record is from RefSeq and is a predicted model, not a curated record. The transcript has 3 exons. Gene Ontology annotation, biological process: hydrogen peroxide catabolic process; oxygen transport. NCBI's taxonomy places the organism in Eukaryota, Metazoa, Chordata, Actinopteri, Pomacentridae. Gene Ontology annotation, cellular component: haptoglobin-hemoglobin complex; blood microparticle; hemoglobin complex. Gene Ontology annotation, molecular function: oxygen carrier activity; organic acid binding; heme binding. Bases 72 to 515 code for a protein of 147 amino acids.